Messenger RNA from Ceraceosorus bombacis, 2034 nucleotides. NCBI's taxonomy places the organism in Eukaryota, Fungi, Basidiomycota, Exobasidiomycetes, Ceraceosorales, Ceraceosoraceae. The record is from the annotation of a GenBank genome assembly.
AUGUGUGCCAACUCUGCAAACUCGCGAGUGACGCAGGACGACGCUUUCAUCGGCUGGAACAACGCGACCCCUCGAGUAAAGCAGGACGAUACCCUCAAUUGCUCGGGGGGCAACGGUGCGACCCCUCAAAAGUUGUCCGCGCUGGACAACUCUGCGCCUCCUCGAGGAGCGCACAACGCCACUCUCAAUGACUCGUACAAUCCGCCGCCUCACGAACGGUCAACGGCAGACUUUGCGAAGUCGCGAGUGACGCACCGCGACGCCACUCUCAUCGCCUCGCACGGCGACCCUCCGCCUCACGAUCUUUGCACGCACGACAACAACCGUUGGCGCGCUCGAGCAACUCAAGACCGACUAUUGACGCGCAAUUUUCAAGUCAACGACUCUUUCAAGGGCUCUGUGAGACACGCUCUUGCUGGAAGAGUGGACCUAGCAAAGCUCGAUGGGAAUGCCAAAGAGCACCUCACGCAUGCCAAUAUCGUGAUGCGCGGUGAGCGUCUCGCAAAGGAGUUCUUUGACGGCACGCCGUCGGGCGAGCGUCUCACAAAGGAUUUCUUCGACGGCACGCCGUUGCCAUGGACCAUCAUCCCGCUACCAUCCCCACAGAGUCACUUGUUCCGCGUAUAUUCAGCGCAGAUCAAGGGUCAAUUGGUGCGCGCAACCAUUUGCCUGGAGUAUGACCUCGAGGAAGCGGCCGCCGGCAAGUGCUUGCCAAAGGCACUGCUGGAUCGAGUGAACCGCGCCAGAUCCUAUCGAGGCAAUUCGACGCUCGAUCGAUGGAACGGUCCCAGUCACAACGCCACGCUUGAUUUGCGCGGCGGCGAUUUCGAGUGGGAUUUUGCCUUUGACCGCACGCACAGACUCUUUGUCUCUCAGCGCUGGAGUCUGCCAGGUCGAGCGAGAGAGCCGGAGCGCGAGAGAGCAAAAGGGGAGAGCGACGACGCGAGCGCGAGCACACGCAAACGCAAGCGAGGGACAAUGUGGCAGCAACCGCAGCUCGAGCUCUCUUCCUCCGUCGAGCGGAUCCUCGCACAAGCGCUGGCAGCGGAACAGCGACUCCAAGCUGCAUUGCGCGCUCUUGCCGACAGCUCCCUCGCACUUCACAAGAUGCGCCACUUGCGCGCCAAGCCCAGAAACGUCAUCGACAUCAAUGCCAAGCACAACAAGCUGCGUUGUCGACUGCAACAACAGCGCAUCAUCUUUCAAGAGGUGACUACAAACCUCUCGCUUUGGGCGCAAGCGCUCUCUCUCCCAGCACACCCCAUCGAGCCGUCUCGUAGCUGCGACGGCAAUGUCUUUGGUGCCUUGCACGCCCAUCUCCGAGCUUCAGGCACCAGCAGGGCCGCGCUGGACGGCACCAACUACAAUGUCGAGAUCAAAGAUUACCGCAAGUCAAUUCUGCCCUUUCUCUACGGUGUUGACGGCGGUCGUCUCUUGAGACGCAUGCGCGAGGCGAUGAGCGUGGGCUUUCCCCGCGUGUACAAAAAGUACAACGACGUUCAACUUCAUCCUAGUCUCCUCAAUGUUGCGCCAAAGCGUGCAUACCGCUCGGUGAUGACUGCGCGCAUCGUGCAAGAGAUGGAGCAACGUCGAGCGGCACUGAUGUCACCUUGGUGUUUGGCAGCAAUCAACAUGCCGACAACGUCUACGGGCAUGACUGCUCACCGCAACAAGCGAGAUGCGCAAUGGGGCUUGUGUGUCGUCACUGCGCUGGGCAACUUUACUGGAGCAGCGCUGUGCCUAGACGACGUGGGGAUAGCAAUCCACAAUCGCGCAAUGGACGUCACCAUCUUUCCCUCGGCACUGUGCACGCAUCGCAAUGCUGACACGCUUGUUGGGACGCGCAUGUCCAUCGUCGCAUUCACCCAGCAAGCUAUUCCGCAGCGCUACUCGCAGCUACCUACCUGCAACGACUUUCCAGUCUGGCUAAAUGUCCCUCGCCCGGUCAUCUCGGAGCGCUCCAAGAAUCGUCGUUGUACGCAAAAGGCCAAGCUUGGAUGGCAGCAGCAGCAGCAGCGCGGUGCAGAUGCGUAG